Molecule: messenger RNA, 753 nt
Organism: Didymodactylos carnosus
Lineage: Eukaryota; Metazoa; Rotifera; Eurotatoria; Philodinida; Philodinidae
Source: the annotation of a GenBank genome assembly
AUGUCUGUAAAAUCAGUAGUAAAUAACAAGGGUCAUUAUAACUUACGUAGACAAAAUAUAGGUUCACAAUCAACAAAACUUAAUGCAGAUGAAAUGAAAGACGCCAUAUUAAAUAGUUUAAAAAAUGAUGAAACGUUACGUAAAUCAAUUCAUAAUAUGAUAAUAUCACAUCAUAAUGAUGAUCAGAAUGGUAAUGAUGUUCGACAAAAACAAAACUUUAAUGAUGAUAAUGGAAGUAAUCUUGCUAUGGUUGUUGAUAAAGUGGCUAAUCUAUUAUUAAAACCCGUACUAAAGCAUUUUGAAGAAUGCUUAUCAGUAUUAGAAGCAAAAAUCGAUGAUUUAGAACGUUAUAAUAGAACGUUUUAUAUACGUUUACUUGGUAUAAGUGAAGAAGCCACAGAAGAUACAACAUUGAAAAUCGUUAGUGUUAUUAAUAACAAUCUGGAUAUGUCAAUAACAACAAAUGAUAUAGAAAAUAGUCAUCGUACAGGUAAACGGAGUAAUGAUAAAAAUCGUCCUAUUAUUGCACGUCUAUACAGUCGCUCAUUACGAUUACAAAUAUUACGUUCAGCUUAUAAACGACAAGGUAAAAAUUUAAACAUAUCCAUAGUUGAAGACUUAACUAAACGUGCUUUAACAUUAUUUCAAAAUGAACGUUCUAAGUUAAAUGGAGAUCAAAAAAAGUCCAUUAUCACACGUAAUGGUCGUGUCUAUCGUGUUAACAAUGAUAAAACGUUAACUCUCAUUACAUAA